AUGGAAGUGGACGAAUCGCCGAAGAAAGAGGAGGAGAAGAAGAAGGGUGCCGGAGGGGAUGCGAAGGAGGGCGAGAAGGAGGAUGCGCAGAAAGCUAAAUCUCCGGACGCCGUUGUUUUAGAAAAUUUACGGGCCUGGUGUUCGCAGUUGGAGAAAGGCGAGCUACAUGUACUGCCCCGGAUGAUCCAGUUAUUGCAUAAGACGCGAAAACAAGUGAAUGCAAGCGUGCUGACAAGUCUGAUCAAUUCGCAUCUCGCAUCGCUUCCACUGAUCAAGGAGCAGCUACUUCAGUCGCUUCCGUCUGCAAACAGUGUACAACCGUGCGUGGAAAUGCUCAUCUCUCGAAUCGACUACCACGAGAAGCGUUCGCUGGAUUCGAUUGCCGCAAAGGCAUAUUUCUAUUUAUGCCUGAUUUACGAAACGAAAAAUAAACUGGAUCAACUACGAGCAUAUUUGAAUGGCCGUUUACGUACAGCCACACUUCGUCGACAGUACGAUUCACAGGCAGUGCUGAUUGUGUGCCUUCUGCGGGCUUAUUUACUUGGAAGGCACUAUGAAGCUGCUGCUAUGCUCGUUUCAAAGGUUACGUUUCCGGAAGGAGCAUCGAACAAUGAUCUUGCUCGGUUUUUGUAUUAUCAAGGUAGAAUUAAAGCAAUGCAGUUGAAUUAUACAGCUGCUGCCGGUUAUUUCAUGCAAGCAAUUCGGAAAGCUCCACAGGAUGCUGCUAUUGGCUUCAAACAAAACGUGCAGAAAUGGAUUGUUGUGAUAAGUUUAUUGCAAGGCGAAAUACCGGAACGUUCCGUUUUUCGUGUACCAAUUCAUCGCAAAACUCUUGCACCGUAUCUCGAACUUACCCAAGCGGUUCGUUUGGGUGAUUUGUUGUUGUUCAAUAAAGUACUCAACAAACAUGCAAAGCAUGUUUUCGAACCCGAUGAAACGCUGACAUUAAUUGCUAUCAAAGACGGCGGUAUCGAAGCGGCAGUUUCGUUCGAUUCGCAGCAUUCAUCGGAAAGAUACAUGCAAUCGAAGGAGACUGAAGAUGUUUAUCGCACAACGGAACCUCAAACGCAUUUUGAUACUCGUAUUAGGUGCGUUUCAUCCCAAAUCAUCUUCGCGCUCUCAACGUAUUGUUUGGAAUUGCAUAAUCAGGCCGUAAAAGCGCUGCGUUAUCCGGCAAAAUCGGGUAAAGGCUUAGUGGAAUCAAUUGAGGAGCAGCGAGAACGCGAAAUGCAGGUGCGAAUUCUUUUUCGGCUUUUUAGGCUAUCAAAGACGGCGGUAUCGAAGCGGCAGUUUCGUUCGAUUCGCAGCACUCAUCGGAAAGAUACAUGCAAUCGAAGGAGACUGAAGAUGUUUAUCGCACAACGGAACCUCAAACGCAUUUUGAUACUCGUAUUAGGUGCGUUUGAUACUCGUAUUAGAUAUUGUUUGGAAUUGCAUAAUCAGGCCGUAAAAGCGCUGCGUUAUCCGGCAAAAUCGGGUAAAGGCUUGGUGGAAUCAAUUGAGGAGCAGCGAGAACGCGAAAUGCAGAACUGA
Molecule: messenger RNA, 1533 nt
Organism: Gongylonema pulchrum
Lineage: Eukaryota; Metazoa; Nematoda; Chromadorea; Rhabditida; Gongylonematidae
Source: the annotation of a GenBank genome assembly